Messenger RNA from Megachile rotundata (alfalfa leafcutting bee), 3002 nucleotides. RefSeq names its product Matrix metalloproteinase 2 (gene Mmp2). Gene Ontology annotation, cellular component: extracellular matrix. Gene Ontology annotation, biological process: proteolysis; extracellular matrix organization; collagen catabolic process. The record is from RefSeq and is a predicted model, not a curated record. Gene Ontology annotation, molecular function: zinc ion binding; metalloendopeptidase activity. Lineage: Eukaryota; Metazoa; Arthropoda; Insecta; Hymenoptera; Megachilidae.
AUGCGGCGCACCGUACGCGUGGGUAUUUUUUGUGUCGUCUUGAACGCGGUGCGAAAAGAAAAAAACUCUCCCUUCCGUUCUGUUCGCAACUGUUGCACAGCUGAUCGUCGCCGGUGAUCGGGAUUAGUGUACACUCGGGACUCGUUGCGAAAAAGUGUAGCCAUCGAAGUGCCGUCCAAUCGUCGGACGAGUAAUCGGAAGGAAAGCAGCGAGAGAGGAAACCUCGGGGAUUAAUUUGCGCGAAGGGCAGCCGAUAAAAGAGAAUAAAGCGACGACUCGUGAAACGUGUUCCUCGAAAGCACCGGAAGCACGAACGUGCCCGAGAUUCUUCGACCGCCCUUGAAUCCAACUGUCCCAGGAUUACAGAGACAUGAUACAUCGUGGAACCGUGUCAUACGCAGGCUACAUCGAACCGGAAAUGUGGCAAGCCUGUACCGCGAACUUUCAACUGUCCUACAGAUCGCCGAUUUGAACAGUCGGCGGAUGGACGUGGUAGCAGCCGGGAAGUCCGAACACGGAGGAAAGCACGAACCGGGAAUCCGUCGUCAUCGACGUCGACGUCGUAGGAACGGCAAGUUGACAGAGGUCGGCAGUAGGUUUGCGCGCAGGAAACGAGAACGGAAGAAGAGCGAGAGGGAGGGGGUUUGCACGAUCAACCACAAGGAAAAAAGUGUGCACCGUGUGGCAUUGAGUAAACCGUGGACCUCCUAGGAAGGCCGCUUCGGACGCGUCCUCUUUGUGUUCCGAUCCUAUCACUACCAUCGGUACUGUGAUAUUCCUUCUUCUUCUUUUUCUUCUUCGCGUUCGCUCGUCAUUUUGCCCCGCGAAGCAAAAGAAAGCGUGUCCCGUAGAGCGGAAGUAUGCUGCCAGCCUCUGUAAUCGCGUGUGCCGAGCUCUAACAAGGGUGGUUCCGUUUGUCAGAGAUUUCGUGUGCAGACACGUGGUGCGUGUAAUAUAACGAGUGAGAAUAUCGGUGCUAGUUUUAUUAAGAAGAAUCGUGCAAGAUGAUACUGCUUCGGACCACGCUGAUUGUGCUAUGCUCUGUGUUGGCUGCCGGGGCACCCAGACCCUCCGUCAUCUACGCGGACGAGACAGUGCAAAACUAUCUCAUGAAAUUUGGUUACCUACCACAAACGGAUAUUGAAACCGGAAAUCUUAGAACAGACGAUCAACUGAGGGAUGCCAUUAGAACUUUACAGAGAUUUGGUGGCAUUCCCGUGACCGGUGAAAUCGACGAAGCAACGAAAAAGUUAAUGAAACUUCCGCGAUGCGGACUUCCGGACAAACCGGAUCCCAGGUACAAAAGCAAGCGACGCAAACGGUACACGAUCCAUGGACAACAUUGGCCACAUCGAAAUCUCACCUGGAGUUUAAGAACCGAACAACCAAGCGGCCUGGACACGGGUGGCGUUCGUUUCGAGCUGAGCAGAGCCCUCGAUCUGUGGGCGAGGAACUCCAAGCUCACUUUCCAGGAAGUUAACAGCGAUAGAGCGGACAUUUUGGUCUACUUUCAUCGUCGUUAUCACGGUGACGGAUAUCCUUUCGAUGGCAGGGGCCAGAUUCUGGCACACGCAUUCUUCCCGGGCAAAGAUCAGGGCGGAGAUGCCCAUUUUGAUGAAGAGGAAAUAUGGUUGCUGCAGGACGACAGUAAUGAAGAAGGGACCAGUCUUUUCGCAGUGGCCGCUCACGAAUUUGGCCACUCUCUCGGCUUGGCACACAGCUCGGUUCCUGGAGCGCUCAUGUACCCGUGGUACCAGGGAUUGAGCUCUAAUUACGAGCUGCCAGAGGACGACAGACACGGGAUUCAACAGAUGUACGGUGCACCGGAGGAGAAGCUUUGGGCGAUUCUGCCCAACGGUCCAUCACUUCCGGAACGACCUACAACGCCUCGAACAGUGACAACCGUUGCUACAACCUAUAGACCAUGGAAAACACGACCCACCAGGCCGAAUUACUAUCCAAACGAGGACCAACCACGACACCCAGAUCGUUACCCGCUGAAGCCUCACAAGCCUCACAAACACCAUACGACGACCACCUCCACCACCAUGAGGACCACAUACCCGCAGAGGCCAAGGCAUCGAUGGACCCCGCCGCCCAGAAACGACGUACCGGAUAAAUGCGACACCAGCUAUGAUGCCAUCAGUAUCAUUCGCAGAGAGGUGUUCGUCUUCAAAGGACGGUACCUGUGGAGGAUCGGUGAAAACGGAAUGUACGAAGGAUAUCCAGCGGAAAUAACGCGUUUGUUCAAUCUACCUGAAUACAUUGAUCACGUGGACGCGGUUUACGAAAGGCCAGACAAGAAGAUAGUGUUCUUCAUUGGCAAGAAAUACUACGUUUUCAACGCCAAUCAUCUGGAACCAGGUUAUCCCAAGCCGUUAACGACCCUCGGAUUACCGGAAUCGUUGGAGAAGGUGGAUGGUGCUAUGGUCUGGGGACAUAAUGGGAAAACUUACUUUUUCAGCGGUUCCAUGUACUGGAGGUUUGACGAAUCUGUAAACAACGUGGAACUGGAUUAUCCAAGAGACAUAAGCAUGUUCGCUGGAGUUGGAAACGAUAUUGACGCCGUUUUUCAAUGGACAGAUGGUAAAACGUACUUUUUCAAAGGGAAAGGUUUCUGGGAAUUCGAUGACCUGAGAAUGAAAGUUGCCCACGAAAGACAAAAAUUAUCGGCGCCCGUUUGGAUGGGCUGUCCACGGGAAUUGGAGACCAACGACGUCGACAUCUUACCACGAAAAUCGAAGAUCACUGCCGCGAACCGAGCAUCGACACCACAAACUUUCUUCCUCGGAUUAUUUUUUAUAGCAUAUUUGAACAAAUAUUUGUAAACUGUGAUAUUUAUGUAAAAGCCGCGUACCAAACGCGAGCCCGCGUGUGCGCGACGCGUACACGACUCCGGUCUAAAUUUCAACGCACUUCCCUUAUAUUGAUUAUACGGAAUUAAAGUAAUUUUAAUAAAGUAAUUUUUAAAAAAUUUUAAUAAUAAACGACUUAUCCCAAUU